Messenger RNA from Fusarium coffeatum, 1767 nucleotides. RefSeq lists its product as uncharacterized. Lineage: Eukaryota; Fungi; Ascomycota; Sordariomycetes; Hypocreales; Nectriaceae. The coding region runs from base 1 to 1767 and encodes 588 amino acids. Gene Ontology annotation, biological process: potassium ion transmembrane transport. Gene Ontology annotation, molecular function: potassium ion transmembrane transporter activity. The record is from RefSeq and is a predicted model, not a curated record. Gene Ontology annotation, cellular component: plasma membrane. The transcript is spliced from 3 exons.
AUGGGAUGCUGUUGGGGAAACCGGAAGAAGGAGGUCGUGGGGAUUGCUGAUCAGAAAUGGGAAUACAUCAAUCUUCGCGACUUCAAGAGUCAAGGAUGUGGCACCGUCUUCGCUUAUAUCUACCUCUGGCUCAUGCUUCUCGUCUCGGUCGCCGUCUAUGUCGUUGACAGCUUUACUGCCGUCAACCUCCUCGCUUUUGAUCGUUGGUCGUCCAAGAUCGACCCUGCCAUUUCCUUCGACGUCUCGAAAUGGAUCUUCUCCAUCUGUAUUAUUCUUUCCUUUGUCAACCUAGCCUACGAGGGUAUUCGUGCUACACGGGUCAUUCGACGGGGCAAUGUCGCGGAAUCUUAUCUUGACAGCUUGGCUGUUCGCUGGGAAUCCAUUCGUCUUGGGUCUCAAGGAUUCAAAAGAUUCAUGGUCUUUGCUGAACUCACCAAAAGUAAAGAAGGUGCACAAUACAUUGCCCUCUUCACAUAUUUCAACUUUCAAGCCUGGAUUCGUGUCAUCAUCUGCUCAGGCCCUCGUCAAGUCCUCAACGCCUUUACACUCAAGUCGGUAUACGAGGCACAGUUGGUUCCUACUGCAGAUAAUGUUGGCGACUCUAUCACUGGAUUCUUCGAGAAGAUCAAGUUCCUUGCUGAGGAAGACUACCAACAGGCAUUGAUUCUUUCUGGCAUGUGCUUCACUCUGGUUAUUUGGGUCUUUUCGGCGCUGUUCCUUUUGGCUGCCGUUUUCUUCUGGGUAUUCUUCUUAUGGCAUUGGAUUCCUGCUGCCGAUGGCGGUCUUCACGGGUACUGCGAACGAAAGGUAACCAAGACCCUGAUGAAAAUUGUUACCAAGACAGUCAACAAAGCUCUGGCCAGAGAAGAAGCCAACAGAGUGAAAGCCGAGAUCAAGGCGACCAAAAAGAAGGGCGAGAAGCCCCCUCCUGAUCUCUCCAAUACUCUCCCAACCUUGCCAAAUGUUGGACCCAUCGACAAGAUGGAUCACCCCCCUAUGCUCAACAGGAACGACACGAUGAUGACUCUGCCACCUUAUACUUCACGUCCAGGAACACCGGGCGGCACGGAUGUUCCUCCCGUUCCAGAUGUAGCUAUGCUGACCCGACGGGGCACCGCAGCAUCUAUCUCGAGUAUGGCAUCUCGGGCCACCUCUAGGUCCGGGGCUGGUUAUGGUCGGCUUGCGUCUCCCGUGCCUGAAGUUCCUCCUGUAAACUAUGGGGGCCAACCUCUAUCACGGACUGCUACUAUGAACUCGCAAGGGAAUUACAAUCAGUACCCGGCAAGCCAGCCCGUGAUGGAUCCAAUGUCAUCCAUGCCAGGUCGAUAUACAGAAAGCCCUGGACCUAUGCAUCCCGGCAAUGCUCCAUUCUAUCCUCCACCAGCUCGCGCGCCCAGUGCUCGUCCUAUGGAUAACUUUACACAAGCCAUGGGAUCAUUCGCACCGUCGCAAGGACCUCCGCCUAGCUCGCGAGGAUAUCAAGCCUACAAUCCGGGAGGACGCACCAACACAGCGACAACUAUAACCCCUCAGCAGAGUGCACCUGCGAUGGGACGUCAAUUCAACCCUCCACCCCGUAGCAACACAGGGACGAUGUCUCUACGAGAACCUCCCACUAGAACCUUGACCAACCCCAUGCCGCCUCGUUCAGCAAGUGCGAGGCCGGACAGGGCCCCUCCUUAUAACUACGAUGUUGAAUCACAGCGAGGAAGAUAUGGUUGCGCAACGGCGAUGUUCAUAGGUGGCUUCGUUAUGUACGAUAACUGA